AUGAAGAAGUUCUCGCGGAUGCCCAAGUCGGAGGGCGGCAGCGGCGGCGGAGCGGCGGGUGGCGGGGCCGGCGGGGCCGGGGGCGGCUCGGGCGCCUCGUCGGUGGGGGUCCGCGUGUUCGCGGUCGGCCGCUACCAGGUCACCCUGGAGGAGUCGCUGGCAGAAGGUGGAUUCUCCACAGUUUUCCUUGUGCGAACUCAUGGUGGAAUCCGAUGUGCAUUGAAGCGAAUGUUUGUGAAUAACGUGCCAGACCUCAACAUUUGUAAAAGGGAAAUUACAAUAAUGAAAGAGUUAUCUGGUCACAAAAAUAUCGUGGGUUAUUUGGACUGUGCUGUUAAUUCAAUCAGUGAUAAUGUAUGGGAAGUGCUUAUCUUAAUGGAAUAUUGUCGAGCUGGGCAGGUAGUUAAUCAGAUGAAUAAGAAGCUGCAGACGGGUUUUACGGAACCAGAAGUGUUACAGAUAUUCUGUGAUACCUGUGAGGCUGUUGCAAGGUUGCAUCAGUGUAAGACUCCGAUAAUCCAUCGGGAUCUAAAGGUAGAAAAUAUUUUGUUGAAUGACGGUGGAAACUAUGUGCUUUGUGACUUUGGCAGUGCCACUAAUAAAUUUCUUAAUCCUCAAAAAGAUGGAGUUAAUGUAGUAGAAGAAGAAAUUAAAAAGUAUACAACUCUGUCAUACAGAGCCCCUGAAAUGAUCAACCUUUAUGGAGGGAAACCCAUCACUACCAAGGCUGAUAUCUGGGCCCUGGGAUGUUUACUCUAUAAACUCUGUUUCUUCACUCUUCCUUUUGGUGAGAGUCAGGUUGCCAUCUGUGAUGGCAGCUUCACCAUCCCAGACAAUUCUCGCUACUCCCAUCACAUACAUUGCCUAAUAAGAUUCAUGCUUGAACCAGAUCCAGAACGUAGACCGGAUAUUUUUCAGGUGUCAUAUUUUGCAUUUAAAUUUGCCAAAAAGGAUUGUCCAGUCUCCAACAUCAAUAAUUCUCCUAUUCCUUCAGCUCUUCCUGAACCGAUGACUGCUAGUGAAGCCGCUGCUAGGAAAAGCCAAAUAAAAGCCAGAAUAACAGAUACCAUUGGACCAACAGAAACCUCAAUUGCACCUAGACAAAGACCAAAGGCCAACUCCGCUACUGCCACUCCCAGUGUGCUGACCAUUCAAAGUUCAGCAACACCUGUUAAAGUCCCAGUUCCUGGUGAAUUCGCUAACCACAGACCAAAAGGAGUACUGAGACCUGGAAAUGGCCCUGAGGUUUUACUGGGCCAGGCCCUGCCUCAGCAGCCGCCACAGCAGCCGCCACAGCAGCCGCCACAGCAGCACAGAGUCCUUCAGCAACUACAGCAGGGAGACUGGAGGUUACAGCAGCUGCAUCUACAGCCACGCGCGUCGCACCAGCAGCCACAGCACCAUCAGUUACUUCAGGAUGCUUAUAUACAGCAGUAUCAGCAUGCAAUGCAGCAGCAGCAGCAGAUACUUCAACAACAGUUUUUAAUGCCUUCAGCCUCUCAGCCGCCGCCUUCUGCACCACAGUAUCCUGCAAUGGUGCAGCAGUAUCAGCAGGCUUUCUUGCAGCAGCAGAUGCUGGCUCAGCACCAGCAGUCUCAGCAACAGGCGUCCCCUGAGUAUCUCACCUCCCCUCAAGAGUUCUCACCAGCCUUAGUUACCUACCCUUCCUCACAUCCAGCUCAGCUUGCAACCACAAUGGACUCCUCUUAUAGUGCCAGUAGGUCAGUUGCUGAUAAAGAGGCAGUCACAAAUUUUACAAAUCAGAAGAACGUCAGUAACCCACUGGAUAUGUCAGGGUGGAAUCCUUUUGGAGAGGAUAAUUUCUCCAAGUUAACGGAAGAAGAACUAUUGGACAGAGAAUUUGACCUUCUGAGAUCAAACAGGCUCGAGGAGAGAGCAUCCUCAGAUAAGAAUGUAGACCCACUGUCUGCUCCACAUAACCAUCCUCCAGAAGAUCCUUUUGGUUCUGUUCCUUUCAUUUCUCAUUCAGGUUCUCCCGAAAAGAGAGUUGAAUAUUCAUCCAUGAAUCUAGCACAUAGCACUGCAAACCCCAUCAGGAAUGGAAAAGCAAGUCUGGUAUGUAAAGAUCAGCGGACCGGAAAGAAAAGCUCAGAGAAUUCAUCAUUACAGGGUCAAGUGCAAAAGGGGAAUGAUGAAUCUGAAAGUGAUUUUGAAUCAGAUCCCCCUUCUCCUAAGAGCAGCGAAGAGGAAGAACAAGAGGAUGAAGAAGUUCAGGGAGAGCAAGGGGAUUUUAAUGAUGAUGAUACUGAACCAGAAAACCUGGGCCAUAGGCCUCUGCUUAUGGAUUCUGAGGAUGAGGAAGAAGAGGAGAAACAUAGCUCUGAUUCUGAUUAUGAGCAGACUAAGGCAAAGUACAGUGGGGAGAGCCUUGUCUGCAAAGACAAACCUGGUGGUGGACCAACUCAAGGCCUGGCCACGGCACUCCUCACCCCCACCCAGCUACCCUCUAGGUUUGGGUUGGAGACUCCCAAACAGGAGUUUGACGUAUUUGGCGCUGUCCCCUUCUUUGCAGUGCAUGCUCAACCGCCCCAGCCAGGAGACAACGCAAAGAACCUGUGUCAACAGAGGUCUCCUACUGUGGGACUAGAGCAGGAGGAAUUUGAUGUGUUCACGAAGGCGCCCUUCAGCAAGAAGGUGAAUGUGCAGGACCGCCACGUGCCGGCGCCCCAGGCCCACACUCCCCCUGGUUGUCCCAAAAGCGUAGAUAUCUUUGGCUCCACUCCAUUUCAGCCCUUUCCCACAUCAACAAGUAAAAGUGAAAGCACCGAGGACCUUUUUGGCCUUGUGCCCUUUGAGGAAGUAACUGGGAGCCAGCAGCAAAGAGUCAAACAGCGCAGCUUACAGAAACUGUCCUCUCGCCAAAGGCGCACGAAGCAGGAUAUGUCCAAGAGUAACGGGAAGCGGCACCAUGGCACGCCGACCAGCACUAAGAAGACCCUGAAGCCCACCUACCGCACUCCAGAGAGGGCUCGCAGGCACAAGAAAGUGGGCCGCCGAGACUCUCAGAGCAGCAAUGAAUUUCUAACCAUCUCGGACUCCAAGGAGAACAUUAGCGUGGCCCUGCCUGAUGGGAAGGAGAGGGGGAAUGUCUUACAGCCCGAGGAGAGUCUGUUGGACCCCUUUGGAGCCAAGCCCUUCCAUCCUCCAGACCUGCCCUGGCACCCGUCCCAUCAGGGCCUCAGCGACAUCUGUGCCGACCACAACACCAUCCUGCCCGGGCGGCCACGACAGAAUUCACUACAUGGGUCAUUCCACAGUGCGGAGGCAUUGAAAAUGGAUGACUUUGGUGCGGUGCCCUUUACAGAACUCGUGGUGCAAAGCAUCAGUCCACAUCAGUCCCAGCAGUCCCAGCCAGUUGAAUUAGACCCAUUCGGUGCUGCUCCAUUUCCUUCUAAACAGUAGAUAACUUCUCACGGACUCUCGGCAUUAACUCCUGUUUCAAAAAAGUAGGACUAAUUUUAUGAACUUGAAAGAAAAUUUAUUUGUAUAGCUCUUUAUAUCAUUCAUUCUUACAGGUCAAUCAAAGUAGGUGAUUUUUAAAUAAACCAAAUAGAAAAAGGAAGUAUCUCUACAGGGUAGUAACUUGAUGCUUCUUCCAGGCAGGAGAAAAGGGAGCUGCGCUGCAAGCUCUAAACAAGGGUUUCUGCUACUGACAGCACAGCACAGAAAUGCGGCUGUGGCAAGGUACUUCCGGUGAAAGCACAUGGCACCUUUUCGGGGUGCAGAGCCACUGAGAAGGGACAAACUGUAUCGUUAUUUUUGAUAUCAGAAUGUCACUUUUGCGUGCACAUCCCAGGCUCACUCCAGAUCCAGCAUUUAAAACUAGGGUGGUUUGUACAUAGGUUAUGUUUGUGAAAUUUUUAAAGGUCUCUUCUAGAAAUUUCCAGACAGUGAAAGCUCAUCUAGUUCUCUUAAAGCAGCAGAACACUAUCUGGACAGUGCGGAGAUUUCAGCCCAUACUCCUUUCUCUAUAAAGCAGAGCCAGAAGUAACUGACUAUUGUGCCUAAAAUUCUGUUGCAUUUUGAAAAACAAGUGCCAUUAAUGUGGAAUACCUAAUGAUAAGUAUGUGAAAUAAUCCAUACGUUAAUUAGCUCAAUUUAGCCCUUCUAUGAUGUAUACAUAUUUCAAAACAUGUACAUGCUAAAUAUAUACAAUUUUUGUUUGUCAAUUAAAAAAUAAGUUAGAAUAUGGAAUAUAUAUGCUGAAGCCUAGAACAAACACAUAGGAGAGAUUUGUAAAAUGUCAAAAAAAUGAUACAGAAGAAAAAAUGAUUCAGUACUUCAGGAACACUUUAUCCUCUGUUUUGGAAUGGCUUCUUGCUCUAGCCUUUUAUUAUCAUGUCUUUAAUAAAACAGAUUAUUGGAAAAAUUGGUAGUAAGGACAAGGCUUUUAGAAAUUUUACUUCAGGAAAGAGGUAUGUAUCUGGAAACACUAAACUUUUAGGACAUUUACAGUGUAAAAUCAUGUUGCAUUUAUUAAUAUACUUUGUGAAUUUACCACCUUCACCAAAUACUUCCCAAGUCAGGAGCAACACUCAUUUUGGUUAGGUUUGGAGGGCGGAGUGGUCUUAAUGAAGUGCACAGAACUGUGACGCCCACAAUGCCUUACAGGCAGGACCCCCACGUCCUGCGCGCACCUCCACACGAAGCCACCUGAGCGCACAGUGGCUACACGGUGGUCAGUGAUGAGGGACUAGCAUCUUACCUCUGCCAACUGAUUGUGUUUUUAGGGAAAAGGGCCCAGCUACCAAAUUGCCUUUUCUUUUUUAACACCACAAAUCUUAAUUUUAAACUUGGUGUUUUUUAGAAAUUGUGUUGAUAGAAAUAACAUCUGUGGAUUAAUGUGAAUAUAGUAUUGUGCUUCCUGUUUCUCUAUUUUAAGUUAUAAUUAACUGUCCUUCCCUGCCAGGUUAACAUUUGAAAGUUUCCAGAACUGUUAAAGCUGUUUACCAAGAGGGGUGGAAACUCAUCACCUGGCACUCUCCUUGAUUGCUAUAUUUUAACUCUCUUUGAGCCCAACUCAAGUGUAAUGAGUAAUCUGGUUAGACUUAGUUCUAGUACUCCAUUAGGAUAAUCUGUUUGUCUGUUUUCAUGGUUCUGAACUUAAAUCAAAACAUGGGUAACUAAACCACAUACUCAUUUUUUGUUUUUUUUUUUUUCUUCUUUUAUAUGUUAAAUCAGUAGAGAUUUCUAGACAGUUGGGAAGCAGUAUGUGAAUCACAAUGUAGCAGAGGCAGACCAAGCAUUACAUUACUACUUAAGAGUUAUCCUUUUAGAGCUGGACUGCACCAGUUACUUGUCCUUGUGCCAAAGGCAGAUAUUAUGUUUGCACCUUUUUUUCUAAUUCUCAGGUUGAUUAAUACUGCUAAUGCAAAUGCUCAAGUAGAUGUCUUUAAAACUUGAUAAAAUAAGAUUCAAGUGAUACUUUCUUUUAAAAGUGGUGAGUUGAUGAUUACACAAUAAAUUCAUGAACUACA
Molecule: messenger RNA, 5498 nt
Organism: Lepus europaeus (European hare)
Lineage: Eukaryota; Metazoa; Chordata; Mammalia; Lagomorpha; Leporidae
Gene: BMP2K
Product: BMP2 inducible kinase
Exons: 16
Coding region: 1-3423 (1140 amino acids)
Biological process (GO): protein phosphorylation
Molecular function (GO): protein kinase activity; ATP binding
Source: RefSeq, a predicted model, not a curated record